Molecule: messenger RNA, 902 nt
Organism: Exaiptasia diaphana
Lineage: Eukaryota; Metazoa; Cnidaria; Anthozoa; Actiniaria; Aiptasiidae
Exons: 1
Biological process (GO): regulation of canonical NF-kappaB signal transduction
Cellular component (GO): cytoplasm; nucleus
Molecular function (GO): K63-linked polyubiquitin modification-dependent protein binding
Source: RefSeq, a predicted model, not a curated record
GCUGAACGCGAAGCCCGAGAACGGCAGCACGCAGAUCUCCUCAACCUCCAAGAGCAAAACCAACGACUAGUGGAUGCAAAUAGAGGCUUACAGAGAGAACUAGACUUUUUUUAGAACAACCAUCAAAUGGCCGAAAUGCAGCGAAGACACCUGAGCCAUACAUUUUUUUCGCACAUUAAUCCCGAAGCAUUUCGACAGGGUUUCCAAACAAGACGYGGGUUUUUUUCCGUACAAAGACUUGAGGACUUUGAAUGGCCGAGAGAACAGGAAAGAGCAGAGUCCAGGCCAAGUCCUCAGGAACGACAGCAUGAGCUUGAGGAACCAUUUAAUUGCCCUGGUUGUGGACUUGAAUUCUGGAGCUUCGAUGCUGGAGAACAGCACGUUCGACAAUGCCAGGCGGUCAUACAUCAAAACCGACCACCAAUCAACAACAACCAGUGCCCGUUAUGCGGAAAUGAAUAUCCUGAUCAAGACACGUUAGAAAUCCAUGUUCAAGAGUGUUUGUUUUUUUACGCUCAGUAAUACUGUUACAGCUGAUAAAACUGCUGUUUAUAAAAUCGGGAGGCUUCGAAAACGCGUCAAAACGAAAUGGGAAAACCAAGCUCUUCAAGCCCAUAGUUUUUUUUAGUUCUCUUUAUACCGGGGUACCUUGUUUUAAUUUUAAAGUGAUACCAAUUUUUUUCAUAGAUUUACAGCACUUUACAAUAAUAUAUAUUUGUGCCAUUAGUUGCGCGCCUGAAACAGAGCGUUAUAAGGAUUUAUAUAGUCACGCCAAAUAAACAAAACUAUAACACUUACGAAAUUGUUACAUACUAUUCUAUUAGAACAGGAGAAUUGAUUGUGACUUUUUUUUACCACGAAAUGUUUAUUUGUGGUAAGUAAAUAAAAAUGCUGAUUUGAAA